GAAAGCGCAUCAGCGGCGCGCUCACGUUGACACAAACACACAUACACACACACGACCGGGCUGUGUCGAAACACCGGGAGCAUCCUGUCAACAGACCGAGCGCUCCUUAUCGCCAUUGCCGAGACCUGACAAUUUUGCUCCGAGUGGUUCUGGCCGUGCAGCAUGACCGGGGGCUCAUUGGGGCCGUGUGGAUUCUGAGAACCGCGGAUAGCCUCCCCUUGGUCCGGGUAAAGUAUCCUGACUGACCGCUGCCUCAGCGGCAGGAACCAGCCCAAAUCGGGAUGUCCAGCAGCCCUGAAGGAAGUCUCUCCAGGGGCGGCGGCCCCGACUUAAAGAUGGCUUCACCGAGCAACACCUCCCCGGAGGGUGGACAAGCGCCGCCGCUGCAUCAGAACCGUAUCAAGCAGUCGGAAAGCAACACUAGUUUCCUGCGGGCCGCCCGAGCAGGAAACAUCGAGAAAGUUCUGGAGUUCUUGAAAAAUGGAAUUGACAUCAGCACCUGUAACCAGAAUGGGCUGAAUGCUCUCCACCUAGCAGCCAAGGAGGGACACAAGGACUUGGUGGAUGAGCUGUUGGAAAGAGGAGCCCCAGUUGACUCCUCCACAAAGAAGGGAAACACUGCCCUCCACAUUGCUUCGUUGGCCGGCCAGAAGGAAGUGGUGCGACUGCUGGUGAAGAGAGGAGCGGAUGUUAAUUCUCAGUCGCAGAAUGGCUUCACCCCACUCUACAUGGCUGCCCAGGAGAACCAUUUGGAGGUUGUACGAUACCUGCUGGAGAGUGAUGGGAACCAAAGCAUUGCCACAGAGGAUGGCUUCACUCCACUUGCCAUUGCUCUCCAGCAAGGUCACAACUCAGUGGUUUCACUGUUGCUGGAGCACGACACCAAAGGGAAGGUGCGUCUCCCUGCGCUGCAUAUUGCAGCACGAAAGGACGAUACCAAGUCUGCUGCGCUCCUGCUCCAGAACGACCACAAUGCAGAUGUCCAAUCCAAGAGCGGCUUCACACCGCUGCACAUUGCGGCUCACUAUGGGAACGUGAAUGUCUCCACCCUGCUGCUCAACAGAGGCGCUGCUGUGGACUUCACAGCGAGGAACGGCAUCACACCCCUGCACGUGGCCUCAAAGAGGGGCAACACUAACAUGGGUGUCCUGCUUUUGGACAGAGGCGCUCAGAUUGAUGCUAAAACCAGGGAUGGACUAACCCCUCUGCACUGUGCUGCCAGAAGUGGACACGACUCUGCAGUCGAGCUGCUGCUGGAGAGAGGAGCACCAAUCCUAGCCAGAACUAAGAAUGGACUGUCACCACUUCACAUGUCAGCCCAGGGAGACCAUGUGGAGUGUGUGAAGCUUCUGCUGCAGCACAAGGCUCCUGUUGAUGAUGUCACGCUGGACUACCUCACAGCCCUGCAUGUCGCAGCUCACUGUGGUCACUAUAGAGUCACCAAACUUCUGCUGGACAAGAAGGCCAACCCAAAUGCUCGUGCACUGAACGGCUUCACUCCUCUCCACAUCGCUUGCAAGAAGAACAGGGUGAAGGUGAUGGAGCUGCUCAUAAAAUAUGGUGCAUCCAUUCAGGCGAUCACAGAGUCUGGUCUGACUCCCAUCCAUGUUGCUGCGUUCAUGGGCCACCUCAACAUUGUUCUGCUUCUUCUGCAAAACGGAGCUUCACCUGAUGUGCGCAACAUUCGUGGAGAGACAGCUCUUCACAUGGCGGCGAGAGCAGGUCAGAUGGAAGUAGUUCGCUGCCUGCUGCGCAAUGGAGCGUUGGUGGAUGCGAUGGCUAGGGAGGAUCAGACACCCCUCCACAUUGCAUCUCGUUUGGGAAAGACUGAUAUUGUCCAGCUGCUACUUCAGCACAUGGCCCAUCCAGAUGCUGCCACCACCAACGGCUACACACCUCUGCAUAUUUCAGCCCGGGAAGGCCAAGUGGAGACGGCUGCUAUACUAAUGGAGGCCGGAGCGUCACAUUCAAUGGCCACCAAGAAAGGAUUCACUCCCUUGCAUGUAGCUGCUAAGUAUGGAAGCCUUGAUGUAGCCAAACUACUUCUACAGCGCAAAGCUCUGCCCGAUGACGCUGGCAAGAAUGGCCUGACUCCGCUCCACGUGGCAGCUCACUAUGAUAACCAGGAUGUUGCUCUGCUUCUGCUGGAUAAAGGCGCUUCUCCGCAUGCCACAGCCAAGAAUGGCUACACACCGCUUCACAUUGCAGCCAAAAAGAACCAAACAAACAUUGCAUUAGCACUGCUACAGUAUGGCGCAGAGACUAAUGUGCUGACCAAGCAAGGGGUCAGUCCUCUACACCUGGCUGCCCAGGAAGGACAUGCAGAGAUGGCAGCGCUGCUGCUGGGGAAGGGAGCUCACAUCAACACAGCAACCAAGAGUGGACUGACCCCUCUCCAUCUCACCGCACAAGAGGACCGGGUCAAUGCAGCUGAGGUUUUGGCCAAAAAUGAUGCAAACUUGGACCAGCAAACCAAGCUUGGGUACACUCCUCUCAUAGUAGCCUGUCACUACGGAAAUGCCAAAAUGGUGAACUUCCUCCUGCAGCAAGGGGCCAGUGUCAAUGCCAAGACCAAGAAUGGAUACACUCCACUUCACCAGGCUGCACAACAAGGGAACACACAUAUCAUCAACGUUUUGCUGCAACACGGGGCCAAACCUAAUACCACUACAAUGAAUGGGAACACUGCUCUGUCGAUUGCGAGGCGCCUGGGCUACAUUUCUGUGGUGGACACACUGAAAGUUGUCACAGAGGAAGUCAUUACCACAACGACAACGGUCACAGAAAAACACAAACUGAACGUCCCUGAGACCAUGACAGAAAUGCUGGACGUGUCCGAUGAUGAAGGUGAGGACACAAUGACAGGCGACGGGGGAGAGUACCUGCGAGCAGAGGACCUCCGAGAGCUUGGAGAUGAUUCACUCCCCGGACAUUACUUGGACAGCUUCAGCUACAUGAGCCACAACCUGGACAGGUCUCAACACACACCCAUUCACCAGAGCUUUCAUCAGAGGGAUGGAGUUUUCAUUGAGGACAUGAUUGCAAGCCAUCAGGUGUCAGUGCUGUCCAAGGAGAACGAGAAGGACUCGUACCGUCUGAGCUGGGGUGCCGAGCACCUCGACAAUGUGAUGUUGUCCUCCAGUUUGCUGCACUCUGGCCGCUCCUCUCCUUGCCUAGACCAUGACAACAGCAGUUUUCUGGUCAGCUUCAUGGUGGACGCACGGGGUGGAUCCAUGCGUGGCUGCCGCCACAACGGUCUGCGAAUCAUUGUGCCGCCAAGGAAGUGUUCGGCACCUACGAGGGUCACAUGCAGGCUGGUGAAGAGACACCGUCUGGCCUCGAUGCCCCCCAUGGUGGAGGGGGAGGGUCUGGCUGGGCGCAUCAUAGAAGUAGGACCUACAGGUGCCCAGUUUCUGGGUAAGCUCCACCUUCCCACUGCUCCUCCUCCUCUGAAUGAGGGUGAGAGCUUGGUCAGUCGCAUCCUGCAGUUGGGUCCUCCUGGAACCAAGUUCCUCGGACCUGUGAUUGUGGAGAUCCCUCAUUUUGCUGCUCUGCGAGGCACAGAGAGAGAGUUGGUGAUCUUGAGGAGUGAAACAGGAGAAAACUGGAGGGAACACCACUGUGACUUCACUGAGGAGGAACUGAACCAGAUACUUAAUGGCAUGGACGAAAAACUUGACUCUCCUGAAGAGCUUGAGAGGAAAAGGAUAUGCCGAAUCAUCACCAGAGACUUCCCGCAGUACUUUGCUGUGGUUUCCAGAAUCAAGCAAGACAGUCAUCUGAUAGGUCCGGAGGGCGGCGUCCUCAGUAGCACACUGGUGCCCCAGGUUCAGGCUGUCUUCCCAGAGGGAGCGCUCACUAAGAAGAUCAGAGUCGGGCUACAGGCUCAGCCCAUAGAAGCUGAUGUGGUGAAGAAAAUCCUCGGCAACAAGGCCACAUUCAGCCCAAUUGUCACCUUAGAACCGAGGCGCAGGAAGUUUCACAAGCCCAUAACCAUGACCAUCCCUAUUCCCAAGAGCUGCAACAAUGAAGGACCCAACUCAGUCUACAGUGGCGAGACGCCCACUCUACGUCUCCUCUGCAGCAUCACAGGUGGAACCACACCAGCUCAAUGGGAAGACAUCACCGGCUCAACGCCUUUAACUUUUGUCAAUCAGUGUGUCUCCUUUACCACAAAUGUGUCGGCGAGGUUUUGGCUGAUUGACUGCAGACAGGUCCAGGACUCUGUCAGCUUUGGCUCCCAGCUCUACAGAGAAAUCAUCUGCGUCCCGUACAUGGCCAAGUUUGUCAUUUUUGCCAAGACCCUGGACCCCAUAGAAGCCCGGCUGCGGUGCUUCUGCAUGACCGACGAUAAAAUGGACAAGACUCUGGAGCAGCAGGAGAACUUCACAGAAGUCGCCCGCAGUCGGGAUGUUGAGGUCUUGGAGGGAAAGCCAAUAUUUGCUGACUGCUUUGGGAAUCUAGUGCCUCUCACAAAAAGUGGCCAGCAUCAUGUAUUCAGCUUCUUCGCCUUCAAAGAAAACAGGCUGGCGCUUUUCAUUAAGAUUCGUGACACGGCGCAGGAGCCGUGCGGCCGCCUGUCCUUCACUAAGGAACCACGCACAUACCGCAGUCUUAACCACAACGCCAUCUGCAACCUUAACAUCACUCUGCCAACAUAUUCCAAGGAUUCCGAUUCAGAACAGGAUGUGGACGAGGAGAGCGAGAAAAGUGACAAGAAAUACGAUGAAUCUGAAUCAAUGGACACAUUCUCACUGAAAACAAAUCAACCUCUUGACCCUGCGAUCCUUGCCAGUCCCGACCUCCUGUCAGACAUGUCAGACAUCAGAGGGUCUCAUAGUUUAGCUGUGGAGCAGCUCGAUCGCUUUCUCACUGAGGAGAGACGCGGAGAUAAAGAGUUUCAAGAGAACAGAACUGUGGCCAGCGUGGAGCAUCAUAGUAAGAUGUUGGGGAAAGACAGUCAAUGGAUGGAUGCCUAUAAAGACGAGUGUCAUCAGAAACCUAGAGGAAAUAACUGGUCAGUCUUAGAGUCACAGCCACCUGAAACUGACCCAGAACCUGUAACAGAUGAGCUUAUCAUCAAGAGCGAGAGUGUUUCCUCAAGAACUACUAUCCAAAUUUCUGAAGCUAUAUCAGUCACCAUGGACAACAACCAAGACAUUAACCCACAGACUGAAGUUCUGAAUCUGUCUCAGGAAGACUUGGCUCAAGUUAGCGGAAGUAAGACAAAGAAUAAUGGAAAACGUCCUCCUGAUAUCAAGAAACCUAUUAGGAAAAAGCUGAGGGACCGACAGCGCUCUGGUUGUAGUAGUUCAGAAGGAGAGCUGGAAAGGAUGAGCUCAGAGGAAUCUUUAGACGGUGACCUUUUGCUUCAGGAGAGAAGUGCUGACUCAGCAAAUCCACCAGCAUCCCCCCUCAUCGUUGAGACUUCUAUUGGGUCAAUUAAGGACAGAGUUAAAGCUUUGGAGAGCAAAGUAGAAGAAGAGUCAGCACAAAGAACUAGCCAUAUAUCUAUUCAACAAUCAUGCGUUCCGAUAAGAAAGGAGGAGGAGAUGCCAGAUCUGCCCAAAGUUCCAAAGUCCCCGAGAUCUCCCAGAUCACAAACAGAACGUUUAGAGGAGACCAUGUCUGUGAAGGAGCUCCUGAAAGCAUUCCAGACUGGACAGGACCCAUCCAAGCACAAAUCUGGACUUUUUGAACACAAAGCAAUGGUUUCGUCUUCAUCUGUGUCAACUCCAGAUUCACAUAGAACUGAACCAACGAUUCAAACUGAAGCCCAGACUCCGACAGUCAGACACGUGGAAAUGAGUUGUAGCAGCACUGACUCAGACAAUCAUCUAGUUGAGGUUACUGAGGGCAUUCUAAAGGACUCUCCCUCAGAUAAUUCACAAGUAGCAAAAACAGUUAAGUUCGCAGAGACAGUCCAAUGCUAUGAUGAAAGUGUCCGUCCGUACACUGAAGAACUUGAAUCUUCAGAGAAAGAAACGAUGUCAGUGAAGGAACUGAUGAAAACAUUUCAAACUGGCCAAGACCCAUCUAAAAUUAAGGCCGGACUGUUUGAGCACAAAUCGGCGGCUUCUCUGCAGACUGACGAAAGAGAAAAACUCUCAGUCCAGCGUGAUUUCAAUCCUCAAGGCCAACAUAGUACCAUCAAUCCUGCGGAAAAUGAUGACAAAGAUGGAGAGGUGGAGUCGGAAAUGUGGGAGAGAGAGAAAACUGAUUUGCUAAAUUCACUUGAAGACAUUGCAGAUCCAGUUCAUGGUACAAGAGAACAGUUGACACCAAAGGCCGUCAGCAUGAUGCAGUUAGAUACACCAGUCACAAGCAGUGGCAAAGGUUUAUGUGAGGAUUUACAGAUCAGCCCUGACCGCAGGCCUUCUGAAGACUUCAGUGCAGACAUAAAGGAAGAGCUUGAAGACAGCCCUGAGUAUCAGUUGUUUAAAAACAAGACUGAAAUCACUAAUGCAAGCUGUCAGAUGGAGUCAUCGGAAGACACACAUGUUGACAAUCAAAAUGACGAUGAAGAAAUGUCUGGCCAUUUCAUGGAGGACACAACUGUGGAGUGUCAUGUUGAAGAAAACUCAACUCUUUUCAUUUCUGAAUAUGAAAGACUGGCAGAUUCAGAUGGCAGACAUGCAGCAGUGGAUGAAACAUGUUCUCAUACAACUAGAGAAAUGUCUGUAGCCCAUGCAGAGACAUGGAGUGAGGAAAGACAAACAAAUACAGAGUUGGAGGUGACAGUCAGGGAGCCAGUGUGUCAGGAAACUCAAUUAAUCAGAAAAACAGCUGUGAAGAGAGGCACUGCAGAAAAAGACAUGGCAGGUAUGGUCUCCUUACUAGACACACAGUGGGAUCAGUGUCUUAAGUCCACACUCUUAGUGAAUCAACAACUGGAGGGAUCUGUGGUUGAAGACAAAUUUGAAGAAAUCAUUUUGCCCAAGAAAGAGUACCCUGCAGUGAUGACAGAUUACGAAAGUGAAGGUGAGCUGGAUGAUGAAUACCAUGUCAGGGCAGAAAAGCAGUUCAAAUUUGAGAUCAAAGAGGGUGAACAACAAGACUCCACUCUAGAAGUGGAAGAAGCAGUGUCUCCUUCAAAAGCUUCUCCUGAUUCUGAUCAGGCAAAUGAGGAGGAGCACACACCGUGUGGUGAUCACAUGACAACAGAGUUAGUCAGCGUCACACAACAAUUAAAGACAGAGUUUAAAGAUGAGAAACAUAUGCGUGAGGAGAUCUUGAAUAAACAGAUUCGACUAGAGCAGGAUUGGAAUGGAAAAGGCAGUUGCUAUGAGCCAUUGACAACCUCCACGGAGGUGUCUGCAAUGCUUCCAUCGCAGAACAUUGAAGCUGAUUCUCAUCUCCUGGAAACAACAGUGAUACCUCAACCACUUGCUGAAAAUGAGGACACACAUCAGGAAGUCGACAUCAAACCUUGUACUGAAUUCAAUUUGACAAUCCCUGAGAGUAAACAAGCUGUAAUAGCUUAUGAUGUUGAAGAUGAGAGCAUUAUUCAUGCAAUGCAGGACUCAGACAGCAUUGUUCCAUGUAAGGAAAUGUCUCAAGUACUGGAGACACCAUUCCAGGAAGUUUUGAUUGGUCAGAAAUCGAACAAGCCACUGUCCACCAGCGAGAAGGAUAUGUCCGGUAUGUUCACACUGCUUUCGAGUGAGUUGGAUAAAUGUAUUGAAGAAGACGCCAUGAGAAAAGCAGUCCAACCAAAAGAGGACGAGGAAUAUAUCACAUCCCAGCCAAACAUAACGGAGCUGCCAUUCGAACAAGUUCACAUUGAGAGAAGAAGUCAGACUGAGACUGCGACUGUGACUGAGAGGAAUGAUUCAGGAAUAACUUCAUGGCUCAGUGUGGACUUGGAUAAAUGUUUACCAGGGAAUUCCGCCACUGUAGUAGUAGAGGAGGCAGAAAACCAUGACAUAAUGGCAACUGUGAGCAAACAUCCACAAGACUCUCCUGAAAAUGAAGACGACUUUCAAAAGAUUUCCAAAAGACACACAGAAUUCUCUGGCGAUGAAGAUGUUUCCCUAAAACCUGUAAAUCAGACUUUCCAAACGACAGGCUUCUCAGAUGUGUCAGGAAGUUCACUCCCACCUCAGCGACCGACUGAGUUGGAGAGCCUUAAGAUGGAGGACUUGGAAGAACAAUUUGAAGAUUCUUGCCAUUUGGACUCUCUCGAAGCAAGUCCUAUUAUGGAGGACAGAUCCUCAAACAAAUCUCCUGACUCCAUUGAAGCUAGUCCGACUCCGGUGUCCCCUUGUCGAGACUCCCUUGAGUCAAGCCCUACUCAAGAUCGGUACGCUGAAUUUAAGAUGCCAGUGAAGGCUGCUGUGUAUGAGGAUUAUGCCUCCCAGCUUAAAGCUUGUUUUGUGUAUGACAACGAUAUUACUGAUGUCGAUGAGCCUGUUACACACAUGGAAGCUGAGAGCAAGUUAGAAAAUGAUGACAGUGAAGACGAUGCCAUUUAUAAACAGUUCACACCUGAAGAAAAGAUGUUCAAAAUGGCAGCGAAAAUCAAAAUGUUUGAUGAGAUGGAGCAGGACGCAAAAGCAAAGGCAGGUCUCAAAUAUGAUUCAUCAGAAAUAUUGUCUGCGUCCUAUGGAGAGGAUUUGCAAGAUGAGUAUGAACAAUAUGACAGAAAUGUGGAAGAAGAUCCUCGAGCUGAUAAUGCAUCUGAUGGUAGUGAGGAAAAGACAGCAUUUCUGCACUCAGAUUCACUGGCUCAAUCCUUCCAUCAACCAAUUGACAACUACCUGACAGUUAGAACUGAAAAUCAAAUUACAUUUCAGACAGAGAGAGUAGAGGUUGUUGAUCACAAUGAAGAUGUGGCUUCUGCGGGCUGUGCUAUCAGUCCGCUUGUUCAUGAGUCUGUUGACAGCACCAUGAUGCAAGAUUCUAGUGAUAUCAGGGAUAACAAUGAAGUAAAGGUAACGUCUCCCUAUGAGACUGUUGGGUCACCAGUAGAAGUUGAGAGCAAUGUGCCACAAGUGUCUGAUAUAUUACCUGUUCAUAUUCCAGAGGAUGCGAGUACCACACAGUCAUUUCACUUUGAAAAUGGGAAGAUGUUUGAAAUGACUCGAGGAGGAGCGAUUGAUGUGUCAAGGAGAAGCUUUGAUGAAGAGAGGGAAACAUUAUUUCACUUAGAAGAACAAUAUGCUGAAGAUGUGAGCGGGAGCGAUAUCGAGACGUCGAAGACAAAUGAUGAACUGGAAAUAACAAGUCCAUUUUUUACCCAGACUACUGAAGAGGAAAGAACGAUCUUUAAACCCGCGGAGUGUGAUGAGUCUCUUCAUGAUGUCGAGCUUGGCAGUUCAUUUGAUGAUGAAAUCGGUUCUCCCACUGCCAAAGAGAGUCAAACCACAGCCCUUACUGAUAUGGCGAGCCUCGGUUUAGGCUCCCUGAACUCAACCAUUGCUGAUCUUCAGUCAGGGAGAAUCCCAAUAGAAUCUAGAUCCUCAAAAACCAGUGAGGUGUCCUCUGACUCGUCCGGUGAUGAAGAGGAAGAAGACCAAUGCUCCGUUAUCGAGAUCUCAAUUUCUGGAGUAAAGGAUUCACACUCGACUUUCAAAAAUAAGAAAAAAGAGCAAUCCAGAAUACAUUCACAAACAGAAAACAAUCUUGACCAAACACUGAGCAACUCCACAUCAGAUCGCAGGACCACUUCUGAAGCAGAUGCUGUCACCAGUGAGCCAGCAACUAAAGACCACAGAAGUUAUUCUGAUAGCACCCAACCUCCACUCCAAGGUCAUGUGACAGCUCUCUCCGUCCAAAUAACUGAAUCUCCAAUCUCUGAAACUCGGAAUGUUCUAACUCGCUCCUCAUUGGAUACCGAUGAGGCGAGCAGUGCCAGUCACCAAAGCCCAAAUUCUGCGAUAUUUACAUACAACAUCCCUGCUUCCCAGAGCUCAGAUUCAGAUGAGAACCUUGCAAGUGUCCAACCAUCUUCUGGUAGAGAGGAUGUGUUUGAAACAAGACCUGCUUGGGACGAUACAGUUGUAACUCAGAUGCAGGAAAUCGUCGAUGAACCCACUCCAGAGUGCCUGCGAGUGGACUGGAAAGAUGACCCUGAUAGGAAAGAGGAGACAUUAGCUAUCAUUGCAGAUCUACUGGGCUUCAGCUGGACUGAGCUGGCACGGGAGCUGGAAUUCAGCGAAGAUGAUAUUCAACUGGUUCGAUCGGAAAACCCAAAUUCCCUCCAAGAACAGAGCCAUGCCUUGCUGCAGCGUUGGGUGGAACGGGAAGGCAAACAUGCAACAGAGGACUGUUUGAUUAAAAGACUGACCAAGAUCAACCGGAUGGAUAUUGUUCAUCUUAUCGAGACCCAAAUGAACAAGUCUAUGCAAGACCAAACUUCAAGAACAUAUGCAGAGAUCGAGAAGACACUGGAUCAAAGUGAAGUGUCAGUGACACUUUCAUUGGUGCAAGAGGAUACAGAGAGCCCUAGAGUUGUGAGAAUGGUUGAGUCGGACCGCAGACCCCCUCCAGCUGUCUCCGAAGAAGACCUAUCAGUAGCUUCUCUCCUGGAUAUACCAUCCUGGGCAGAGCCUGGUGGGCAUACUCACUCUGAAAGCAUGCAUGGUGAUCUCUUGGAGGAGCUGGAGAUCCCAAGGGAGCUGAACCCCAAUCUUUGGACCUCAGAGGAUACGAUUACUCAGGAGCAUGCAAGUUUUCACAACUUGGAUCACCAAAGUGAUGAAAUGCCAGACCUUUCGACUCCAUCAGUGACAGAAGAAAAGUACACAGACGAAAAUGGACACACCGUUGUCAAGAGGGUUACUCGCAAAGUAAUUCGAAAGUGUGUUUCUACCGACGGCACUGACCUGGAAGGCUUCCCAGCCGGUGCAUCCCAAGGGUCCAUUAGUGUUAGAAAAGGAGACGGAUACUCCAAGGUUGUCAAGCGGACUGUCCUAAAGAGCGAAGGCGACCACACAGAGGUGACCUUUGACGGGACAGAGAGCCGCCCAGCAUCAAAGCAGGCCGCGGUGGGAGGGUACAAGGUCAGUCAGACGGACAGGACCACCGUAGUAAAGGGGGAAAGGACGAUGACUCAGCAGGGAGAUUCUGCACUGGCAUCUGACCUCCCCUCAGCCCGAGAGGACUUCAAACAGGGCCCACAUGCGUAAAGGUCGGCGCCUCAGAAGAACAGUGGUGAAGGGAUCAGGGCAGCGAGAUCCAGACCUAGCAGACUGCCUCGGAAAAAGCUCAAAACCCGGAGGUCUUCAGCAGCAUCUGCACCAACUCUUCCACCACUACUACGAGAAAGAAACAGACAGCUAUGAGGAAGAAGAGGACGAGUAGUCGAAUGUCUUACGCUCUCCAUGCACUCAAUUUCCCUCUAAUCCUAUGCACUAGCCACACGCAGUCCCAGUGCGCACCUCAAAGCUUCCACUGUCUUCCCACCAAAGUCCCAGAAGAUUCACCUUUGUCCACUCUUCUCAUGUUCUUCCCUGGUGGCUUUUUAACUUCAUGAUUUGUUUUGCCUUUCUUUUGUGACCAAAGAGCGCCCCCUUGAUUUCCUCUCAUGUUGUCUACGUCUUACGUGUUUUCUAAAGGGGAGCAACUAGAGUGAUUCACAAGCAACCCACCUUAGAUCAGUUGUAGAAAGAAAGAAAAAAAACUUCUUCACUCACAGUUGGUGUCUGGACAAUAUGUCACACUUCACUGCCUCUCUAAGAAACUCACACUGGACUCUCACUCACUUUACUAUUCACUCUUUUAAAUCAGGUGGUCACGACGGCCCCAGUGUGCUGACUCUGAAUAUACUGCUGCUGCUGCUGUGCUUCGCUGUGUGUGUAAUCUGUCUUUGGGCAUUAUAUAUAUAUGAUGUAUAACAAUAGACAAUACGGACAUCUGUAGCCUAGAAAUGUAUAAUCACUCAUCCAAAGUAGAGCGGGCAUGACUGUCGUUCGGAUCAUGGCUUCGUAGUUCUGUGUCCCUGGUUCCUUCUCGUGUCUUUCAUCUUUCAAUGGUACGUUUCUUUAUGCCUUUAUUUCAUUGUGAGUUAUGGAUGUACGAAAAGAGGAGCGGGAGCGAUCAGUUCAUCUGUUCUUGCAUGUCUCCAAAUUAGGUAUAUUUCAUAAACGGCAGCACUGAAGAGGAGAUUAUCCAAAAGCUAGUAAUACUUUUCAUGUGAAAUUCUUGUCAUAUUUAUCCUUUGAAAGCCAAUGACGAUGUUCUAUUUAUUUCAGCGCUCGCUGUGAUUGACAACACUGAACAUGUGUGGUGUUUUGUGUUGAAUUGUAUUAGCCUUUAUUCAUUUAGUCCUACUUUUUUGAGUGUGUGCUUGUGGAAGUGUGACAGUUGUAAGUAGGUAUUUAACUCAUUUCUGAAUGUCUGAACAAAUCACCUCUGUUUUAUUUUUUUCCAGUGAAAAUUUUGUGAUUUGAGGCAGAGUUCACAUACGAGAGGGAAGCGAAAUUCGGCUCACGCGCAGGUUUCAGUAUCGCUUCACCAUGUAUCUGAAUAUCAAAUGUAUUCACUAACUCUGUAUUAUUUUGUGACAAUAGAAUCUUGUAAAUUGCAGACUAGUGGAAGUUCACUGUGACAGGUAUAUUUUAAUUUCAAAAAGUCAGCAUCCCUUUUUCUGUUAUGAUGACAGCUAUAUAAAUAUAUGACACAUACACACACACAAAUACAGUCCGCCUGUAUUAGUGUGUGUGUGUGUAUAUAGAAGAAAAGCAUGUUACUAAUCAGAAUUCAAAACAACAAAAACAAAAUGGCUGCAGUGUGUCUAUCGAUGACAGAAAAUAAAGGUAUACAAAUAC
This is a messenger RNA of Synchiropus splendidus (mandarinfish), 12770 nucleotides long. RefSeq names its product ankyrin-2-like. Gene Ontology annotation, cellular component: T-tubule. The coding region runs from base 282 to 11129 and encodes 3615 amino acids. The transcript is spliced from 47 exons. Gene Ontology annotation, molecular function: protein binding. The record is from RefSeq and is a predicted model, not a curated record. Gene Ontology annotation, biological process: regulation of cardiac muscle contraction; protein localization to T-tubule; signal transduction. NCBI's taxonomy places the organism in Eukaryota, Metazoa, Chordata, Actinopteri, Syngnathiformes, Callionymidae.